AUGUUCCGAAUCUCCACGUAUCGCCGCGAUCCAUCGGCGCUGGUAUGGUAUGCGUGCGUGCUGGGGGCGGCGCGAGCACGCCUGUCUGCUUUAAAAGCUGCCCGCUCGGAUCUGGUCGCGCGCGGAUCGUCCGGAGCCGGGCGUGCGCUGUGCGCUGUGGGCGCAGAAGCCUCGAGGGAUGGCGCGCGUUCUGCGUUCUGCGCCCUCGACCACGCAGACGGCAUUGCGGCUCUGUCUGGAUGCGCGCGGCGCGCGAGCGAUUUCUCUACGUACACGACGCUAUCCUACGUGUCCAUCGCGAACCCGCCGCCUCUGCCCCCCUCCCCUCCUGCGCCCGAGGCGCACGCGCUCUGGCGCUCUGGCAGGGUCCGACCGCCGGCGGGCACCGCCAACGCGAAUGAAUCCCGAAAGCGGAUCGAGCAGCCCCCCGUGGCUCCAUCCAUCACCGCGUCUCUGUCUCUGUCGCUGUCUCUGCUCUCUCGAGUCGCGGGUCCAUCCUCGCACAGGCUCGUUGCGCGCGCCUCGCUCCGUCCCCGAUGCCCGAGCCUGGAAGCUUCGUCGUCUUUACCCCCUUUCGCGUCGGCUUCCAUGCCUGACACGCCAAGCCAUGCGAUGUCGUCAGCGCGCGCUAUCUCGAUUCUCACACACACACACACACCCUCCCGUCCCCUCCCCUCGGCCGGCCGCUACAUUCGCGUCCCACCUCGCUCUGCACGGAGCUCCCGAACCGACGUUGGAGCUCGCAGUUUCGCUGCAGCAACGAGCACUCGUGCGUGCGUCGCGCCGCCGAUCGCAGCGCGCGCGAAAAAGGAAAUCGACCGCACUGGGCAUCGAGCAAUGAUCGAAGACGCGUUUAGCGCGCUCGGAGCGCCUGCUGUGUAG
Molecule: messenger RNA, 882 nt
Organism: Heterobasidion irregulare TC 32-1
Lineage: Eukaryota; Fungi; Basidiomycota; Agaricomycetes; Russulales; Bondarzewiaceae
Exons: 4
Coding region: 1-882 (293 amino acids)
Source: RefSeq, a predicted model, not a curated record